Polyodon spathula (Mississippi paddlefish) is the source of this 2613-nucleotide messenger RNA. Its product is annotated as NADPH oxidase 5-like. Gene Ontology annotation, molecular function: superoxide-generating NAD(P)H oxidase activity; calcium ion binding. Gene Ontology annotation, cellular component: plasma membrane; NADPH oxidase complex. The coding region runs from base 23 to 2185 and encodes 720 amino acids. Lineage: Eukaryota; Metazoa; Chordata; Actinopteri; Acipenseriformes; Polyodontidae. The transcript is spliced from 15 exons. The record is from RefSeq and is a predicted model, not a curated record. Gene Ontology annotation, biological process: superoxide anion generation; defense response.
CUGUGUCAAUACCUCUAACACAAUGAGUGUGGAUGAAGAUGCCAGGUGGCUGGAGUGGAUCACUAAGCAGUUUGAAAGCAUUGCUGGAGAGGAUAAAGAAAUCGACCUGGAGGAAUUCAAAACAGCACUUAAAGUAAAAGAGUCCUUCUUUGCAGAAAGGUUUUUUGCAUUGUUCGAUUCAGAUGGGAGUGGGUCGAUAAGUCUGGACGAAUUACUAAAGGCCCUGAACCUUCUUAUCCAUGGAAAUGAAACAGACAAACUGAGAUUUCUCUUCCAGGUCUACGAUGUAGACGGCAGUGGCUCGAUCGACCCGGAUGAGCUGCGCACUGUUCUGAAGUCAUGCCUGAGGGAGAGUGCCAUCUCUCUGCCUGAGGAGAAACUUGACGAUCUGACACUCGCGCUCUUUGAGUCUGCUGACAAAGAUAACAGUGGCUCCAUUACUUUUGAAGAGCUGAAAGAAGAACUGGAGAAUUUUCCUGAGGUCAUGGAAAACCUGACAAUAAGUGCUGCUAACUGGUUGAAGCCUCCUGACAUCCACAAGAAGAGAAGACACACGCCCCGAUACCUGACCCAGGCGUACUGGCAGAACAACUUCCGCAAGCUGCUGUUCAUGUGCUGCUACAUCUGCUUGAACAUCUUGCUGUUCACCUUCGCAGCACUCAGACACACCACCUCCGGGUUUUGGGUCAUGGUGGCAAAGGGCUGCGGACAGUGCCUGAACUUCAACUGCACUUUUAUAGUCAUCCUCAUGCUGCGGAGAUGCUUGACUUGGUUGAGAGCUACGUGGGUUGUGAGAGUUUUUCCCUUGGAUCAGUAUGUGAUUCUGCACCAGCUGGUGGGCUAUGCUAUGUUUGGGCUGACGGUUGUGCACACAGGAGCUCAUAUCAUUAAUUUUGUGCUCUUGACUCAGAGUGUGAGCAGCUUUCACCUGUGGGAGUAUCUGUUUACAACAAGGCCUGGGAUAGGCUGGGUGUAUGGCACUGCCUCCAUCACUGGAUUCAUCCUGCAGUUUCUCAUCUGUAUGAUGCUAAUCUGUUCCAGCACAUUUGUCCGCAGGAGUGGACACUUUGAGAUUUUCUACUGGACCCAUCUCUGCUAUAUUUGGGUGUGGGCGCUGCUUGUUAUCCACGGGCCGAACUUCUGGAAGUGGUUUUGUGUCCCAGGGUUCGUGUUUCUGCUGGAGAAGAUUGUGGGUAUAGCUGUGUCACGCAUGGGUGGCCUUUACAUCGUGGAAGUCAACCUGCUGCCAUCAAAGGUGACUCAUCUGGUAAUUAGGAGACCGGUGUUUUUUAACUACAAACCUGGUGACUAUGUUUAUAUAAACAUUCCAGUUAUAGCCAAAUAUGAAUGGCAUCCUUUUACCAUCAGCAGUGCUCCAGAGCAACACGAUUCUUUAUGGCUUCAUAUUCGAUCAAUGGGCCAAUGGACCAACAGUCUAUACGAGUACUUCAGACAGCCUGAGCCAAUGAGCAACAAGCCCAAGAGAUUAACCACCAAUCUGAGAAACAGGCAACAUCAAAAAUGCACUCAGCUCUCCACCAAAUUAAAUGAGAAUCACAGAUUCUGCAAUAUAAAGUGUUACGUCGACGGCCCGUAUGGGACACCCACCAGACGCAUCUUCACCUCUGAGCAUGCUGUGCUUAUUGGAGCUGGGAUAGGCAUUACCCCCUUUGCUUCUAUCCUGCAAAGCAUCAUGUACAGGUAUCGAAUGAGAAAACUGAACUGCCCAAACUGUAACUAUUCCUGGUGUGAGAAUCUCAAGGACAAUGAAAUGAAGCUCAGAAAGGUUGACUUCAUCUGGAUUAACCGGGAUCAGAAAUCAUUUGAGUGGUUUGUGAGUUUGCUGACCAAAUUGGAAAUGGACCAAGCUGACGAGGAACCUGAAGGUCGUUUCUUGGAGAUGCACAUGUACAUGACGUCAGCUCUCUGUAAGAAUGACAUGAAAGCCAUUGGCUUACAGAUGGCUCUGGACCUAUUGGCAAAGAAAGAGAAUCGAGACUCCAUCACAGGACUGAGGACCAGAACCCAGCCGGGACGUCCAGACUGGAGCAAGGUUUUUCAGAAAGUUGCUGAGGAAAGGAAGGGGAAGGUUCACGUGUUUUUCUGUGGCUCUCCUGUUCUUGCAAAGAUGAUUAAAGCUCACUGCGAGCAAGCCGGCUUCAAAUUCUACAAGGAAAAUUUCUAAAGGCAACCGUUCAUCUCCGACAUCCGCACAGGGUCACUCACUGCAUGUGCAGUGGUUACCGGACUCUAUGAACUGUAGUGUUUAUUCACCUUGCAUAUCUCACUGAAUGCACUGAGGUGCUUUUGAAACAUCUUUCAACUAAAAAAAAUAAUUUAAAAAAUCAGUGAAACCCUGUAUAGCUGAACAUGUAAAGAUGAAAGGAAGCAAUAAUGAAUAGACUUGCUGAAUCCAGACGGCACCUCUGCUUCUUCAUUAGAAGCAUGCUAAUGAGCCCUGGCCUUAAUGUUAGUUCCCUGUUCCUGUUUCCAUAACCCUUGCUAUAAUCUUUUAACCAUUUAAAUAAUGCAUUCACUUUCUGACAUGAUUAGAUUGGUAUCUAGUAAAAGGAUUGUUAUGUUACUCUACAGUACUAGUGCGUUUUGUGGGUA